GCUUCCGUGGUCGCAGAAUGGAGUGACGCAGAAGCGCCGAACGGGCAGAUCGUUUCAACAGUCAAGAUGGCGACAUCGGAGCCGAAAACAACUGAAACUGAAGAUCAACAGACUGAUGGUCAGGUUGUUGUAAAUCCUGAGCAGUAUAUCAAACAUCCUUUGCAAAACAGAUGGGCCCUGUGGUAUUUCAAAAAUGACAAGAGCAAAAGCUGGACAGAGAAUUUGCGUCUCAUUUCCAAGUUUGACACAGUGGAAGACUUUUGGGCACUAUAUAAUCACAUACAGCAACCAAGCAAGCUUGGCUAUGGCUGUGAUUACUGCUUAUUUAAGGAUGGAAUCAAGCCGAUGUGGGAAGAUGACAGGAACAAGCUGGGAGGUCGAUGGCUGAUGACUCUUAACAAACAACAGAGACACAAUGACCUUGAUCGCUACUGGAUGGAAACGCUCUUGUGUUUAGUUGGUGAAUCUUUUGAUGAGGCAAGUGAAGAUGUGUGUGGGGCUGUGGUCAACGUCAGACCUAAAGGUGACAAAAUAUCCAUCUGGACGAGCAACUGCCAAAAUAGGGACGCUAUCAUGACGAUAGGGCAGCUUUACAAAGACCGUCUGAGCCUCUCCAUGAAAGCCAUGAUUGGCUACCAGUCACAUGAUGACACGUCCAGUAAGAGCGGAUCCACCACCAAGAACAUGUACUCUGUUUGAAGCGCUUUUCCCUCAUUUCAACUUGCUGUAGAUUUAAACAACUACCAAUUUGCAUCAUCACAUUAACUUUUGAGUUGUCAACCACUGUAGUGUCCUUUCCUUUUAUUGCAAAGAGAAUUGUUUAUAGUGUGUACAGCUCCUCCAACACAAGAAGUCAGUGGAGCAAUAGAUAUAUAAAGGGAGGAGGCAGGAAUGAAGAUGAUCCGGCUUAAGAUGUCCUACAUGAGCAAGAGAACUGAAAUUAUUUCCUUUUAGAGUUGAAGAGUUCUGUGAGUAAUAUCAGUGACCUCCCCCUAGCUUCUAGCUGAGAACAAGCGUUUUUCAGUACUUCAUGGCUUUGAGUUCGAUUAAAAAAAAAAUGAUAAAGAAAAGAAAAUUAUAAGACCUUGCUUUUCUCAUCCUGAGUUCUCACUCUUAGUACAGAAAGUGUUUUUCACCUCACAGGAUAAUAAUGGAAGGCAACUUAUAUUUACACAGAACCAGUUUUAAGGGUAAUUUUAACUUGAUUUAUCCAGAAGUGUUAACCAUGAGGCAGGCUUACAGAUGCAUUAGCUUGAAGAAUCUACAGUAUCUUAAAGGUUUGUAAAAAGCUGUGGUCACACCCCAAAGUCUAGGUGUGGCCACACUUCUAGUUUCAGCCAUGCUGGAAUUGUGGGAUACUGCUUGUAGUUUUUUUUGGCCAUUUUUUCUCUUCCCCUUACAUUUAUUUAUAAUGUAUGCAUUGCAGUUACUUAGUUGAAAGACGACCAUGAAAUUUGUGUUUUUGAUUUUUUUUUCUUUUCUUUUUUUUGUUAAUGUGGACUACUGCAUAUAGAUUACAUUUUUUUUACAGUGUACCAUACAGUAAAGAUGCUGACAAAAUUAGGUGUGCUUUUCACUGUUUUCUUCCUAACAGAAACUGUAGAUAAUAUCGCACUCCUCUUGGUUGAUGUGAAAGAAAGAUGAUUAUUCAUUGUGAAAUAAUUUUGCUCAUAAUGUAUCUUUAUUAUCUGUAAUUCCAGGAUGUAUAUUACCUUCUUUCAAGUAAAGGUUAAGUGCUUUGCAUUAAAACUGGA
Melanotaenia boesemani (Boeseman's rainbowfish) is the source of this 1754-nucleotide messenger RNA. RefSeq names its product eukaryotic translation initiation factor 4E family member 1c (gene eif4e1c). The transcript is spliced from 7 exons. Gene Ontology annotation, cellular component: eukaryotic translation initiation factor 4F complex; cytoplasm. The coding region runs from base 67 to 699 and encodes 210 amino acids. Lineage: Eukaryota; Metazoa; Chordata; Actinopteri; Atheriniformes; Melanotaeniidae. Gene Ontology annotation, molecular function: RNA 7-methylguanosine cap binding; translation initiation factor activity. Gene Ontology annotation, biological process: translational initiation. The record is from RefSeq and is a predicted model, not a curated record.